Messenger RNA from Humulus lupulus (European hop), 3879 nucleotides. RefSeq names its product 3beta-hydroxysteroid-dehydrogenase/decarboxylase. Gene Ontology annotation, molecular function: 3-beta-hydroxy-Delta5-steroid dehydrogenase (NAD+) activity. Lineage: Eukaryota; Viridiplantae; Streptophyta; Magnoliopsida; Rosales; Cannabaceae. Gene Ontology annotation, biological process: steroid biosynthetic process. The transcript is spliced from 13 exons. The record is from RefSeq and is a predicted model, not a curated record. Bases 1841 to 3526 code for a protein of 561 amino acids.
AGUUCAUUUGAAUAUAUGAUGAUAUACUGAACAUAGAACAGUUACAUUUUUGUGGGUUUUUCGUUAUUAAUCUGUUGAUUUUUUUUUUUACUCUUUUUAGUUUAAUAAAGUUUGAUUUCUUUACAUUAUUUAUUUGGAGCUGAUUGUGGACCAAGGAGAAGUUAGCUAAUAUUUGCUAAAAUGAUAAUGGAUCUAAAGAAAGCGAAAUGAGUUUCAUUAAUGUUUAUUUGGAGCUUCUGAUCUACUCUUUCACUGGUAGUGGUAACUCUUUGUUCUUCUGUUUUUGUUUUUUCCCUUUGGAGAGUGGGUUUGAAUUUUUACAGUCAAGGGGGGAGAGAAAAGCAUUUCAUGGCCUUUGACAAAUUCUAGUACUAGAUUGUUAUCCUCAUUCCUUCAUAUUGGGUCAAUUGUUUGCUGUUUUUGGCUUUCUGAUUUCUUUGACAAGACAGUAAUGGUUUGUUUUAAACCAGGAUCAUAAUUUGUUGAUUGGGUUUUUGAAUUUGAAUUUCUGUUGAUGAUUAGUGCGAGUGAUGUGAAAGGUGGUGCAAAAUUUACUGGUUUAGACUUCUGAGUCUGUUUUAAUGAGAGUGAGAGAAAUAUAGGAAGUGGAGCUGUUAAUUUUCUUGAGCUAUCUUGUUGUCCGUGUUGAGUAAGCGCUGAUUGGAAGUUGAUCCCAGAUUCGUGAAGGAAAAAAUAAAUAAAUAAGAGAGCUCUCUUUGUGUUAGAUUAUUUUUCACCAGUUUUGGGAUCACGUGUUUCCUUUUUAUCUUUUGCUUGAUUGCACUUUCAUGUCUCGAAUUUGCUUAUGGUAUCUUAAAGUUCAGAUUUUUCAUCGCCUUCCAUCAUUUCUUCGGGACUUUUAGAAUCUAAUAAGUUUGAUGCCAUCAGGGAUUCUUAUGGAUUUGCUUUGAGAAUCCAACACGCACAAAGUUACAGAAAGUAUGCUAAUAGUCACAAGUAUUUGCUAUUGAGGUUGAAACUUAGCAUUUUGAACAAGCUGAGACAGCAAGUGAAAGAAGGAAAUUAACACCUUUUCAUGCUUGAUAACUGUGCUUGAGAGAUUGUUGAGAAAUCUUUGCACUACAGCUUAUCUUUUUAUAGAUGGGAGUUUCUGAACUAGGCUAGUGAUUUUGAGUAUAUCACACAAUGCUAUAGUUUCUUUUCUGGCUUUCUUUUUCCUUCGUUUCUAGUUCUCAAUACUUAAUUACCCUUCCUUGUUAUGUGAGUGUGACAUUCUCUUAUAUACAAUUGAUAAGAUCUUUUAAGAGCCUUUGUUUUAAUGAUUGAAUGACUUCAUGUUGAGUAUAUAUACCUGAAGGUAGUGAUAUGAUUAGUUAAGAUUAAGAAGUCCGUUACUUUUAUUAACAGUUUGUGGCUUGAUUGUUAUAGUUGUUAACUUGUUGUAACAGCUUUGUAAUAGCUUCUUGAUUAGUUGCUCUUGUACUCACUCUCAAUAAAUACUAGCUUCAAUUCAUAAGCUCAUACUUACUCAUCUUCAUUUUUUGAAAGAAUCAAAAGUCUCUCGCUCACUGUGUUCUCUGUUUUUUCACUGCUAUUGUUUCUCAAGUCUUCAAAAGGAGAACAAUUUGAGUUUGUUUUCUAGACAUGAUUGCUUUGUGUGUAGAACUCUCUGCAGGCUUGGGAGCUUUGGAAGGAAGGGACUUUCUUGGAAUUGUUGGGAUUACAAUAUCUGAAAUGAUUGCGUGUAAAUUAACAUGCUUGUAAAGCUACCUCUCUGCCUCCCGCUGCAACACACUGUCACUGAGUUUCAAGCUCUGGUCAAUCUCAGAUCCAUUCAAGCAAUCUCCAAUCCCAUAUUGGUAUUCCCCAGGCAACAACAAUGGCCGCCGGCGAACAGAGGUGGUGUGUUGUCACCGGAGGCCGGGGCUUUGCGGCGCGCCAUUUGGUAAAUAUGCUAAUUAAUUCAGAAACGUUAUCCGUUCGAGUCGCCGAUUUGGGUCCUGCGAUUGAUCUGGAACCAUCCGAGGAAAAUGGGAUUCUCGGCGAAGCUUUGCGCGACGGCCGAGCCGAGUACGUCUCCAUCGACCUUCGUAAUAAGGCCCAAGUGCUCAAAGCAUUCCAAGGGGCUGAGGCUGUGUUUCAUAUGGCGGCUCCGAAUUCCUCCAUUAACAAUUACCAGCUGCAUCGUUCGGUCAACGUUGAUGGAACCAAUAACGUUAUCGAUGCUUGCAUUGAACAAAAAGUGAAAAGACUGAUAUACACUAGCUCUCCUAGUGUAGUCUUCGAUGGGGUUCACGGAAUAGUCAAUGGGGAUGAGUCUUUGCCAUAUCCCGCUCAGCACAACGAUCACUAUUCAGCAACAAAAGCGGAAGGAGAGGCAUUGGUAAUCAAGUCAAAUGGUGUUAAUGGGCUUCUGACGUGUUGUAUACGUCCUAGCAGCAUUUUUGGUCCCGGUGAUAAGUUGCUGGUUCCAUCUCUAAUUGAUGCUGCAAGAGCUGGGAAAUCCAAAUUUAUCAUUGGUGAUGGCAAUAAUGUAUAUGAUUUCACUUAUGUUGAAAAUGUUGCUCAUGCCCACAUUUGUGCCGAACGGGCUCUAUCGUCAGAGGAGGCGGUUGCUGAAAAAGCUGCAGGGCAGGCUUAUUUUAUAACCAAUAUGGAACCUAUUAAGUUUUGGGAGUUUCUUUCACUUAUUCUCGAGGGUCUUGGCUAUGAAAGGCCAAGAAUAAAGAUCCCAGCCUUGGUAAUGAUGCCAAUUGCACAUGCUGUUGAGUGGGCAUAUAAGCUGCUUGGUCCAUAUGGGAUGAAGGUUCCACAGUUGACACCUUCAAGGAUUAGACUCCUCUCUUGCAGUAGGUCUUUUAAUUGUUCCAAAGCAAAGGAUCGACUUGGUUACACUCCCAUUGUAACUCUUCAGGAGGGUCUUAGAAGGACAUUGGAGUCAUAUCCACACUUAAGGGCUGAACAUCAACCUAAAAGAGAAGGACCAUCAAAAGCCUCCACGUAUCUUGGUAGUGGUAGAGUUGCUGACACAUUACUUUGGAAGGAUAAAAAACAGACGAUCAUCACGUUGAUAGUUCUGGUUGCCAUCUACUUCAACUUUGUUGCAUCUGGAUAUUCUAUCAUUACUGCAUUUUCAAAGAUUCUUUUGGGAAUAUCAAUAUUCUUACUCAUCCAUGGCUACUUACCUAGAAAACUUUUAGGGUACAGUGUUGAAAAACUUUCCCCAUCUCAUUUUGAGUUAUCAGAAGAGAAGUCACAAAGAGUUGCCACAUCAGUAGCCUCAUCAUGGAAUGGUGCUGUUAAUGUCUUAAAAUCUCUUGCCAAGGGGAAUGACGGGAUGCUUUUUGUUAAGGUUGCCUUUUUCCUCUUGGUUAUUAGCUUCCUUGGAGCUGUUUCAGUUCGGAGCUUAUUUGUAAUAGGACUUCCUGUCGUCUUUUUAGCUUUCUACAUCUACGAGAAGAAGGAACAAGAAAUUGAUUCCAUGUUUCUAGAUGUUCUGUCCUGUGGAAGCAAACUGAAAUUUGAUAUAGUUAAAAAACUAAGGAGGUCCAAAAAGACACAAUGAAUUCUGUUGCCCAAAGUAUUUUAUGGCAUCAAUCCAUACUUUUUUUGCCCAAAGAUCUGUGCACAUUAUAGCUUGAUGGUUUGGAAGUGCAGGCAUUGACAUUUUGGUGUUGACUGUGUUGGUUCAGUUUGUCAAUCUAAGAUUUCUAUAGAUCAACUGCUCAAUAUGAUUAUUCAAUCCUACUUUUACUUUAGUGUAGGAUAAUGUUCAUAUUUUUAUUUAUUUUGGGAGUGAAACCUCCUGGCUUUUUUGGUUUUUGACUUUUUUCUCCUGUUUUGUUUAUUUUAUUUACUCCAUUUGUAGUGUGGGGUUCAAAUUUAUUAUGAAGGGCUGAUAUUCAGAUGUUUUGUUUU